This is a messenger RNA of Wyeomyia smithii (pitcher-plant mosquito), 2769 nucleotides long. RefSeq lists its product as uncharacterized. The transcript has 3 exons. The record is from RefSeq and is a predicted model, not a curated record. NCBI's taxonomy places the organism in Eukaryota, Metazoa, Arthropoda, Insecta, Diptera, Culicidae. The coding region runs from base 1 to 2769 and encodes 922 amino acids. Gene Ontology annotation, molecular function: catalytic activity.
AUGACAGGUGCCAUCAGCAGAAUGAGUACCCGACAAACUACCUCCACCGAUGGAAACGACACAGACUGCUCAUCAGCUUCAGGAAGCAGCAAGCGCCGAAUUGGUCGGCCGCCAGGCAAGAAAUCGCGACAAAACAACGCAGAUGACGAUGAGGAAGUAGAAAACGACCAAAUCAGCUUGCCUGGGUAUAACAUCGAAUGCAAUAUUGAUCACUCACGUAGAGGAACAGCAAUAGCACUGAAGGACCACUUGCGUUUCUCGAACGUCGAGAGGAGCCUCGACGGACGACUGAUCGCGCUUCGGCUGCAAAACACAACCAUUUGUAAUGUAUACGCUCCAUCUGGCAAGGCCCUGCGAGCGGAGAGAGAACGCUUCCUGAAUAGUACUCUCGCUUACUAUAUCCGUCAUCCAACGGAACACACAGUGAUAGGAGGUGAUUUCAACUGUGUUGUGCGGCGAUGCGAUUCGACUGGAAAUAAUCACAGCCCCGCGCUCUCUGCAUUUGUGCAGCAGCUUAACCUGCUCGAUGUUUGGGUACAGCUCCGUCCAACCAUCCCUGGCUACACCUAUAUUACACACAACUCAUCAUCUCGACUAGACCGCAUUUAUGUCAGCCAAAGUCUACAAGCUGUAUUCAAUGAUUUCCAUCAGCAACAUCAACGCUUAUACAGAGAACUGCGGCAAGCGUACGAUGGCUACUUUCAGAACCAAGAAAUGUUAUCCACAAUUAACCGUGUCAAGGCAAAAAUGUUGACCCUACAGCGCAAUUUCACACAGGCGAUAAUGCGCACCAAUGAGUCAUUCAUAGCGGGGGAACCAAUUUCGAUGUUCCAGCUUGGCAACAGACGCAGGAAAAAAACAAAUAUUACACAGUUACGCGACGAAGAAAACCAACUCAUCGACGACUCUACCGAAAUUGAACGGCACAUGCUACGCUUCUACCAAUCACUUUAUGCAGCGGGUGAGACGGAAGAAGAUGCGGAGAACAUAUUCGAAUGCGAGAGAGUGAUUCCAGAGAACGAUCCGGUAAGUGAGUCUUGCAUGCACGAAAUAACAGCGGCAGAAAUCUUCACUGCCAUCAAGUCCAGCAGCCCGAAUAAAUCUCCUGGUGGAGACUCCCUACCCCGAGAGUUUUAUCUCAAAACAUACGACGUUAUAUGGAGAGAGCUAACCCUUGUUAUAAACGAGACACUGUCAGGAAACUUUCCGCCAGAAUUUGUUGAUGGUGUGAUCGUGCUUGUCAAAAAGAAAAGUAACAAUCAAACAGCGAGCUCUUACAGGCCGAUCUCACUAUUAAAUUUUGAUUAUAAAAUUUUAUCUCGUAUUCUGAAGCAGCGUCUAGAGAGUGUUAUGAGCACCCACCAUGUGCUAACCGAUAGCCAGAAAUGCGCGAAUACUGGCCGAAAUAUUUUUCAGGCCACCCUUGCUAUGAAGGAUCGUAUCGCACGAUUGACCAAAUGUAAACAACGUGGUUUGCUCGCAUCCUUUGAUCUUCGUCACGCUUUCGACGUUGUUGAUCGAACCUUCCUUUUUCGCAACAUGUGCUCGCUCGGCUUCGAACCGAAUCUCGUGCGCCUUCUCAAAAAGAUCGGAGACCUAUCGUCCUCUCGCCUGUUGGUUAACGGGCAUCUAUCAGCAGCCUUUCCAAUCCAGAGAUCGGUCUGCCAAGGAGAUCCUCUCUCCAUGCAUCUGUUUGUGCUCUAUUUACAUCCACUGCUCAAGCAGCUCGACGAGAUUUGUGAGUCUGAUCUUGUUGUCGCAUAUGCCGAUGAUGUAACGGUGAUCUGCACAUGCCUUACUAGAAUGGAGCGGAUAAGAGAAAUAAUACAACGUUUUGAACGCGUCUCGGGAGCAAGAUUGAGCCUGGAGAAAUCCACGUCGUUAUCAGUGGGAUACACCGAUGUCAUGUCACUCACUGUGCCGUGGCUACGAAACGAAAAUACUGUGCGGAUACUGGGAGUGACGUUCGCGAAAUCUAUUCGGCUGAUGAACAAAUUGAAUUGGGAUGCCAUCGUCUUGAGUUUCUCUAGGCAAAUCUAUUUGCACUCACUUCGUACACUCAACCUGAACCAAAAAGUGAUACUUCUCAAUACAUUCAUCACAUCGAAGAUUUGGUAUCUUGCUUCGGUUCUUACUCCGACUGCUGCGCAUACGGCAAAACUUACUGCGACGAUGAGAACCUUCCUAUGGCGUGGUGUUGCGGCAAAUGUACCAAUGCAACAGCUGGCGCGAAGCAAGGAGACAGGCGGUUUGAAGCUACACCUACCGGCCCUCAAGUGCAAAGCGUUGCUACUUAAUCGACAUAUGAGAGGCAUAAAUUCCCUUCCUUUUUAUAUGUCCUUACUUUCUCAAGCAAAUCCCGCCCUUCCCAUAGACUGUCCCUGCCUGAAAUUGAUUCUCAAAAUUCGAACACUCCCUCCACAUAUUCAACAGAAUAUAUCCAGUGAAAUAAUCCACAAUUACUACAUAGAACAAACGGAAACACCUAAGGGGUCUAGUGAGUACCCUACGGCGAAUUGGCGCCUGAUUUGGAAAAAUAUCUCCAUGCGUAGCAUGAAUUCCAGCGAACGGAGUUUCCUGUUUCUGAUUAUCAACAGAAAACUUGAAUGCCGAAAAUUGAUGUUUCGGAUUAACAGAGCCGACGGUAAAAAUUGUCCAUACUGUAAUGUCACUGUUGAGACAUUAGAACACAAACUCAGUGAAUGCACGCGGGUGGAACCAGCCUGGAGAACACUGCAACGGAAAUUGAACGUUCUGUUGAAUGGAUAG